This is a messenger RNA of Sphaeramia orbicularis (orbiculate cardinalfish), 2214 nucleotides long. It is a transcript of the gene wdr93, whose product is annotated as WD repeat domain 93. The record is from RefSeq and is a predicted model, not a curated record. The transcript is spliced from 16 exons. Gene Ontology annotation, molecular function: protein binding. Gene Ontology annotation, cellular component: respiratory chain complex I. The coding region runs from base 216 to 1949 and encodes 577 amino acids. Lineage: Eukaryota; Metazoa; Chordata; Actinopteri; Kurtiformes; Apogonidae. Gene Ontology annotation, biological process: electron transport chain.
CUGUUCUGUCCGGCAACUUAAGGUCCAAUCCUGUCGACUUUCAGAUAUUGACUAUUUCAUCAACUUUUACCGCUUGACUAGGACCAGUUCUUCACCUCUGGAGAGCAACACAUGCAGCGAUGUACCGUUACCAUGACAACCCGUAUGGUCAACACCUAAGCUAACCUAGCUAAUGCACUGUGUAACUAAAAUCAACAUCAAAAUUAAAAUUAAGGAUGCCCACGUCCACCAGAAAAAGUACCUCAGCAAGUUGUGAUGCAGACAACUCCAUAAAGGAAACAGCAACAUGUGAACUGUCUGAUGUGACAAAGCUUCCAGAGAGCACUAACUGCAUGGCAUGCUCUGAAGAUGGUGCUUACCUGAGUCUGGGCCACUCCAAGGGCUUGUCUGUUUGGUCUGCGGUUUCUCUGACCUGUGUUGGAGAGUGGCUGCAGGAGAGACUGGAAAUGACAUCUAUUCAAAUGGCCACAAUGACUGAGAUGACCUAUCUACUUGGCACUGUUGAUGAUAUGGGUGUAGCUAGAGUCUUAGCAUAUCACUCUGAAGGAAUUCACCUUCUCCAUGUCAUUAAUAAUAUGGAAGAUAUCAACAAAAGAAGCAUUUGCCUGUCAUUUCAACUGUCUAAAGGAGGAGAGUAUGGAGCUGCAGCAUUCAGUUGUAGUGGUGCUGUUUGGCUUGAAGUCUAUCAUUUUCCCACAGAGACAUGGCUUAAAGAGUUGGAGAUGAUGUCACAAAGACAGGAUCCAAACUCGUCUGGAGUUUUAGAUGUCAAAUGGUCUCCUGUUGCAGUAAUAAUUGAAAUCAAGCCAUCAGAAACAUUAUUAGAAGGUCCACUCAAACCAUCACAGAUGAAAGACUUCCAGACACACUGUCUGGCUUUGGACAGAGGGACCAGCAGUCCACAACAGCAAGAAACGUUUAAUACAGACAACGGACAAACAAAUGAAAGAAGUGAUAGACUGAGGCACUGCACUGUGCACUUUCUCCUCCCAUUGGUUGGUGGUACAAAAGGAAAACCAGCAAGAUUCCCUGUUGCUGUCUGUGUGUGGUGGAGUAGCAGCUGUAAUCUUCUUCAGUAUUUGCUACAAAAACCACAGAAAAAUAAACCAGAUGUGAAGGUGAUGCCAGAUGUGUUGUGGCCAAAUGCAAAUGAAAUCCUGUGCUCUGCAGUGAGUGGGUGUACUAGAUACGUGGCUCUUGGCCUCAGGGACGCUGUGGUGUGUGUCUGGGACAGACAACUAGGGUCUCCGUUGUCUGUAUUCUCUGUGUCAAACAGGGACAGUGUCUUUUCCAAGAUCCGAUUUGUGGAUUACUGGCCUGUAUCUUCUGAUGAUCCCCUCAUUUGUAGUACAGCAGAGCUCCAUCUUUUAGUAAUAUGUAAAAGUGGGGCCAUGCAUGCGGUGAAAACAGGACGAGGAAGAAAACCCAGUACACUUGAGUUCAUUGAAAGACCAAAAGAUAAUGGUGAUCUUCAGACUAUCACUGCGUCAGUACCAUUCCUGCAGGGUUUGUCGCUGGUUGUGCAAAGAAAUGGAAAAAUCUUCCUUCAAGAUGUCAUCAACAAAACCAUUGCGUGUUUUUUGAGUCUUCCUGCGUCUUACCUGGUUGCAAGUCCAUGCAGCCCCGUGUAUGCUCUGAACAUCAAUCAGCAAACUCUGUACAUACGAGGUGACCCAAAACCCAGCUCCAGUGCUUUUUUAAAAGAAGACUGUCAGAGCCACCUUUACAUCCUCAAAUUUGGAGAACGUGAUGUCUUUAAGCCAUACAUUGUUUCACCGUCAAACUCUCCAAGACAAGAGAGGACAUUCAGCUUUGUCAGUUUAGCAGAGGCCUGUAAUGUCUACCUUCAGCAAAGAGUGGGAUCUGUGGAGGAAAGGAACAAUGCAGUGACUCAAACGUGGAAGCGACUUCCGGAGACCGCACUGAUGGUACAAAAGAGAAACACCUGAAGCACAAAAUGAAAAAGUUUUAAACGCAAGCAUUAUUGUAGUGGUAUGAUGUUAUUGCUGUCGGUCUAAGAUGUUUGUUUAUUUAUCUUAAGCUUCCUCCAGUUUAGCCACCUCCUCUUUUCCUUGAAAGUAGUUUGUCCUUGAACAGUUUGUCAAUGUGUCAUUUCUUCAUUCUGAAAUUGCCAUCAUAGCUGAGAAGUUAUAUUAUUAAUAAUAAUAAUAAUAAUAAUAAUAAUAAUAAUUAUACAUUUUAUUUGAAAGCACC